This is a messenger RNA of Nerophis ophidion (straightnose pipefish), 6795 nucleotides long. It is a transcript of the gene apbb2a, whose product is annotated as amyloid beta precursor protein binding family B member 2. Bases 518 to 3244 code for a protein of 908 amino acids. The record is from RefSeq and is a predicted model, not a curated record. Gene Ontology annotation, cellular component: nucleus; cytoplasm. Lineage: Eukaryota; Metazoa; Chordata; Actinopteri; Syngnathiformes; Syngnathidae. Gene Ontology annotation, biological process: regulation of DNA-templated transcription. Gene Ontology annotation, molecular function: amyloid-beta binding; transcription factor binding. The transcript has 15 exons.
CAAAAACGGUUGGUCUUCAAAACUGAAGGAUGCCUCUUUUUUAACUUAAAUCAAGGGUCUUUGAAUGCAUCAGUUAUGUGCAAUGUGAUGCAAAAGUGAAACUUGAACGAUAACUUUCUACUGUAUGCCGCCACAAAAAAGAUUUCUCAUACAGUAUUUUUAACAUUUUUCUAUCCUUUUGAUGACGUCAUCAGUUUUGGGUCAAGCGUGCGAAGUUAUCCAGGUGGAAGGAACAAUUUAAAACAUUCUUACUAGCUCCCGGGACGUCGUGGCGCGGACAGGCCGCGGAGCAGAACAAUUAUCCGGGGGGGGGCGGACGACGUCGUCGGAGGCGGGCGGUUCCAGCUUAGCGGCUCUUAAAAGACGGUCGGCGGUGGUCGCCUUCAGCUCAGUCGUGUGGUGUCGUGGAAGUGGAAGCCCCCUUCCACCACCUCCACCCCCCGCCUCUCCUCUCCUCUCACCCCCGUGUGGAGGCUGAGCUAAGCGGUCUACCUUUGCUGUGUGCAUCCAGUCAGCCAUGAUGUCUGUACAAACCCCUCCCCUCUCCCGCUCAGGCUCCUCCCCCUCCAAUGUGGGUCUGUCCAGCCGCGGCGGUCCUUCUGCCGCCCCUCCCACUUCCCUCAGCCUGCGCUCCUCCUACAACCAGCUGCUCGGGCGCGAUGUUAUCAGGGAGUCCGUCAACACCGAGAGCGGGGGUUCGGCCACUUUGCCCAAGAGCCGUCAGAGAUACUCAAUGACGAGCGUUCGGAGCGACAACUUGUCAUCUAAAAAUCAACCAGCUAGCAGGGGCAGAGGCCUCCCCACUAAGUCCUCUUCCAGUUCAGCCCUCUACUCCUCGUCCUCCUCAUCGCCACUCUUCAACACGACCAACCCAAAACUAGCCAAGAACGGGGCCAACCUGCAGAGGCGUGCUGAGAGUCAGCAGCAGGAGCUGAGCAAACUCCACAAUGAUCCCACGGACAACUCCAACUCUGACUGGCCCGAGUUUGAAAAGGACAACUCGCAGCUUCCACCGUUCCGAAGAAGGACAAAGAGCUUUUUGGAGUCCCAUGACAAGGGUUGGGACCUGAGCUGGGGAAACAAGGAGAACAAUGAGGAGAAGAAGCAGCAGCAGUCUUUCCCCGAGAAAGAACAGCCAAGCCCGGUCAAGGAGAGAGAGAGUCAGAAGGAAGAGAAAACCAGCAACAAGGAAGAGACUGUGCCAGAGGUGGAAGAAGAGGAAGAGGAUGAAGACCAAACACCACCUGCAAGACAGCCCCUCUUACCUGUCGUGGUGGAAGCCCCGCUUUGCUCCUCCUCUUCUUCAUCUACCAACAGCCCAGAGUGGGAAGCAGACAACCAAAUCCACAAUCAGGCUACAGCCCAGGUCAGAGAGGAGCACUGCAUCCAGUUGCUGGGAAGUCCGAGGAGUCCCGCAAAGCCUCCUCGGAGCUCCCAACCCAGGGUGAUCAAGGUGGAGCUGCACCCCAACAAUGAGAAUCAGUUCCUGCAACAGUACCCUCCAUCCUCUCCUAAGCAGCCCAGGUCCAGUGAGAGGAACACCCCGACAAGGAACCGGGCUCCCCCUCCUGCCAUGCCUGAUCCCCAACCAGAGAUGGGUCUCCCAAAAGUCAGCUUAAGAAUGGAUCUGACUCCUGAUACGCCAUCAGAGGAUGAAGACUCCAGCUGGACCACCCUGUCCCAGGAGUCACCCACACCUCAAAGUCCACAAGAGACAGUAGCAGAUGUUUGGGGCGAGGGGGACCUGCCCCCAGGCUGGCGGGAAAUCUCCGACUCAUCCGAGGUCUACUUCUGGCACAUACCCACCGGCACCACUCAGUACCACCGACCUGUUGCCUCCAGCACUCAGCCCGGCUGUGGCGAGGAGGAGCCCGAGGCGGAGGACAAACCGCAACAGGAGACACAUGACUCACUAAAACCACCCAACGAGCGUCCCAGCAGUCUCGUCUCAGACAGUUCCGUUGAACCCGUCCCCUCCCCUUCUGGCUCAUCCCCCACCUCCCUCCCCUGCAGCCCCUCCAAUGAUGUCAUCUCUUCUGCACUGGAUCUCAGCAGCGCCACCUGCACCGUCAAUGAGUUAAAGGACUACUCAAUUUAUCCUGACCCCAGCCUGAAGGCCUUCGAAGGGGCCACCCUUCGCUACGCUUCACUCAAACUCAACCCUGCAGCGCCACUGGAGACCGUGGACCUCAACAAUACCUUCCCUGAUGGAGAAGCAAUGUCAUUCCCAGUGCGCUCCUUGGGCUGGGUGGAGAUGGCGGAACAAGACCUGUGUGAGGGGAGAAGCAGUGUGGCGGUCCACCACUGCAUCAGACAACUGUCCUACUGUAGGCGAGACAUCCGAGACUCGGCCGGAGUCUGGGGAGAGGGUAAAGGGAUGCUGCUGGUGCUCCAGGACCGCAUGUUGAAUCUGGUCGACCCGGAUGACCGAAGCCUUCUCCACUCUCAGUCAAUCAGCAACAUCCGUGUGUGGGGGGUCGGCCGGGACCAUGACAGGGACUUUGCCUAUGUGGCGAGGGACAAGAACACGCGGGUGCUGAAGUGUCACGUGUUCCGAUGUGAUACGCCUGCUGCAGCCAUCGCCACGAGUCUCCACGAAAUCUGCUCCAAGAUUAUGGCUGAAAAGAAAAGUGCCAAAGCUGCAGGUGGCAGCUCCUCCCAGACUGGCUCUGAUGUGCCCUUGCAAGAGUUCCCCUUGCCGAAGACGGAGUUGGUGCAGAAGUUCCAGGUGCUCUACUUGGGUGUGACGUCAGUGUCUCGGCCCAUAGGUAUGGACAUCAUAAACGGGGCCAUAGACAGCCUGGUGUCCUCCACAGGCAAGGAGGAGUGGACCCCCGUCAUUCUCAGCAUCGCCGACACCACUCUGGCCGUCAUCAGGGAGAAGGCAGAGGAAGAAGAAGUUCUGGUAGAGUGUCGGGUCCGCUUUUUGUCCUUCAUGGGUGUUGGACGGGACAUCCACACCUUUGCUUUCAUCAUGGACACCGGGAGCCAACACUUCCAGUGUCACGUCUUUUGGUGCGACCCCAAUGCAGGUUGUGUGUCUGAGGCUGUGCAAGCAGCGUGUGUGCUGCGGUACCAGAAGUGUCUGGUGGCGCGGCCGCCCUCGCAGCGCGCCGGCACCUCCUCCCCUCCCGCCGCCGACCCCGUGACCCGGCGGGUGAGCAGCAGCGUGAAGCGCGGCGUGCAGUCUCUCAUAGACACUCUGAAAGCCAAGAAGCAGCCGUCGGAACUCCCCCAGCAGUGACCCGGCCGACACCCGCACCAGCCAGCACAGCACCUGCGUCGCCAUGGUAACCAGUGAUGUACAUACAUGUUAGCUGAAGGAGGAAGUGUUUUUAAUGCAGAGGAACACUUAUUGGGACUGGGACGGCGCUCCACUGUCUCCGAAAUGGCCACAAUCAGAUGGAAGCUUCGGAAUUUGCUGCGUUUAAGAGGAAAGGAUCCUGGAUGGAAGCCAUGGUGACAAUAAUCCAACACUAAAAGAAUGGCAGAAGUUAUGUAGAUAGAAGAGUGUGAUGGCGUUUUGAUCCUGCAUGUAAUCUUGGCGGCUGUCCAGAAUGACGUAUUAGCAGAGGUGGGUAGUAACGCGCUACAUUUACUCCGUCACACUUACUUGACUAACUUUUGGGAUAAAUUGUACUUCUAAGAGUAGUUUUAAUGCAACAUAUUUUUACUUUUACUUUAAUAUAUUUUUUUCGAGAAGAAACGCUACUUUUACUCCACUCCAUUUAUCUACAUUCAGGUCGGUACUCACAAGAGAGUAUUAGCGAUCUGUUAAUGCACGCUUUGUUUGUUUUGUUUGUCAGACAGACCUUCAAAGUAGGAUCUAUCACAUGCCUGCGUUUCACCAAUCAAAUGCAGUCACUGGUGACGUUUGACUCCGUUUCACCAAUCAAAUGCAGUCACUGGUGACGUUUGACUCCGUUUCACCAAUCAAAGGCAGUCACUGGUGACGUUUGACUCCGUUUCACCAAUCAAAUGCAGUCACUGGUGACGUUUGACUCAGUUUCACCAAUCAAAUGCAGUCACUGGUGACGUUUGACUCCGUUUCACCAAUCAAAAGCAGUCACUGGUGACGUUUGACUCCGUUUCACCAAUCAAAAGCAGUCACUGGUGACGUUUGACUCCGUUUCACCUAUCAAAUGCAGUCACUGGUGACAUUUGACUCUGUUUCACCAAUCAAAUGCAGUCACUGGUGACGUUUGACUCCGUUUCACCAAUCAAAUGCAGUCACUGGUGACGUUUGACUCCGUUUCACCAAUCAAAUGCAGUCACUGGUGACGUUUGACUCCGUUUCCCCAAUCAAAUGCAGUCAGUGGUGACGUUUGACUCUGUUUCACCAAUCAACUGCAGUCACUGGUGACGUUUAACUCCGUUUCACCAAUCAAAUACAGUCACUGGUGACGUUUGACUCCGUUUCACCAAUCAAAUGCAGUCACUGGUGACGUUUGACUCCGUUUCACCAAUCAAAUGCAGUCACUGGUGACGUUUGACUCCGUUUCACCAAUCAAAUGCAGUCAGUGGUGACGUUUGACUCCGUUUCACCAAUCAAAUGCAGUCACUGGUGACGUUUGACUCCGUUUCACCAAUCAAAUGCAGUCACUGGUGACGUUUGACUCCGUUUCACCAAUCAAAUGCAGUCACUGGUGACGUUUGACUCCGUUUCACCAAUCAAAUGCAGUCACUGGUGACGUUUGACUCCGUUUCACCAAUCAAAUGCAGUCAGUGGUGACGUUUGACUCCGUUUCACCAAUCAACUGCAGUCACUGGUGACGUUUAACUCCGUUUCACCAAUCAAAUACAGUCACUGGUGACAUUUGACUCCGUUUCACCAAUCAAAUACAGUCACUGGUGACGUUUGACUCCGUUUCACCAAUCAAAUGCAGUCACUGGUGACGUUUGACUCUGUUUCACCAAUCAAAUACAGUCAAUGGUGACGUUUGACUCCGUUUCACCAACCAAAUGCAGUCGCUGGUGACGAUUGCCUCCGUUUCACCAAUCAAAUGCAGUCACUGGUGACGUUUGACUCCGUUUCACCAAUCAAAUGCAGUCACUGGUGACGUUUUUUAAUUCAAUUGAAUUAUAUUUAUAUAGCGCUUUUCUCAAGUGACUUAAAGCGCUUUACAUGGGACGGCGUGGCGCAGUGGGAGAGUGGCCGUGCGCGACCCGAGGGUCACUGGUUCAAAUCCCACCUAGAACCAACCUCGUCACGUCCGUUGUGUCCUGAGCAAGACACUUCACCCUUGCUCCUGAUGGGUGCUGGUUGGCGCCUUGGAUGGCAGCUCCCUCCAUCAGUGUGUGAAUGUGUGUGUGAAUGGGUAAAUGUGGAAGUAGUGUCAAAGCGCUUUGAGUACCUUGAAGGUAGAAAAGCGCUAUACAAGUACAACCCAUUUAUCAUUUAUUUACAUAGUGACACCCAAUAUCUAAGUUACAUUUAAACCAGUGUGGGUGGCACUGGGAGCAGGUGGGUAAAGUGUCUUGCCCAAGGACAGAACGGCAAUAACUAGGAUGGCACAAGCGGGAAUCCAACCUGCAACCCUCAAGUUGCUGGCACGGCCACUCUACCAACCGAGCUAUGCCGCCCCACGUUUGACUCCGUUUCACCAAUCAAAUGCAGUCACUGGUGACGUUUGACUCCGUUUCACCAAUCAAAUGCAGUCACUGGUGACGUUUUUUAAUUGAAUUGAAUUAUAUUUAUAUAGCGCUUUUCUCAAGUGACUCAAAGCGCUGUACAUAGUGACACCCAAUAUCUAAGUUACAUUUAAACCAGUGUGGGUGGUAAAGUGUCUUGCCCAAGGACACAACGGCAGUAACUAAGAUGGCACAAGCGGGAAUCGAACCUGCAACCCUCAAGUUGCUGGCACGGCCACUCUACCAACCGAGCUAUGCCGCCCCACGUUUGACUCCGUUUCACCAAUCAAAUGCAGUCACUGGUGACGUUUGACUCCGUUUCACCAAUCAAACACAUGAUUAACUGUACACUAUUUUUUUAUAUAUAUAUAAACCUUUAUUUAUAAAUUUACACAUUUACAAACAGUUGAAAAUAGUAAUCAAAGUAAGUACAAAAAAGGAUAAAAACCGUACUAAACAGCGACAAGGGGUUGUAAAUUCAAAGUAACUAAAAAAGAAUGCAAAAAAUAUAUAUAAAAUAAACAAAGUGCAAAGCUGUAGGUUCACUCAAUCUCAGUAAAUAACUUCAAUUUGGAACACAGCAUCAUCGUUUUCACAGCUUUGUGCUUGUUACAAGUAGAGUGUUUUAAUGUAGAGUUCUAAAUCUUUUUAAAAGGCACAAAAAACAGGUCGGGUAUUGAGAAACUUACAUUUAUGAAUAUAAAACUUAGCCAAUAGUAUCAUGACCAUGCAAAGGUAAAAUUCAUUUUCAAUUUUUUUUUUUUCAAUACAGUGUAAAAUCAAAUAUAUAUUAUUUAAUAUAUAUUAUUGUUUUAGUUGCUUAAGAGAUAUUCCUGGCUCUGAAUUUGUUCAUUGCUAUUUUUAUGUUUUUGUGCAUUACUUGUUGCCGUCAUCAUUAAAGGAACAGGUUACUCAUCAGUUACUCAGUACUUGAGUAGUUUUUUCACAACAUACUUUUUACUUUUACUCAAGUAAAUAUUUGGGUGACUACUCCUUACUUUUACUUGAGUAAUACAUCUCUAAAGUAACAGUACUCUUACUUGAGUACAAUUUCUGGCUACUCUACCCACCUCUGCGUAUUAACGAGAAGAGAAGUACAGCACAAGUCGCCACUCGACCGUAAAUCAAUCCACAUCGGCACAAAAAUAAAAUAUAAUAAUCAUC